Molecule: messenger RNA, 2394 nt
Organism: Paraglomus occultum
Lineage: Eukaryota; Fungi; Glomeromycota; Glomeromycetes; Paraglomerales; Paraglomeraceae
Source: the annotation of a GenBank genome assembly
AUGGAAUCUAAUACCGAUCAAGACAGAAGCGUCAUGUUAUCCCGGAGUAACAGUGGAUCAAGCACUACACAGAUAAACAGUAAUUUGACGGGUUUUCAAUUGUCUUUCGAUAGUGAUGAUUUUAUUUCAGAAUCAAUUCCCUAUCUAUCAUCGAAUGAAAUUAUCGACGAACAAAUUGAAGAUAACCCCGAUGCGAUCCUGUAUGAAAUAAAUGAAGUAUACGAUGUUAUUUUCCGAGCAUUUGAAGAAGCAAGAUUAUCUGAAGAACCAGUUGAACGUACCUUUGAAAUUGAAUUGGAUACAGAAUUGAUGGAAAUUGUUUCCGCCAUUGACCACUCUUCUGAUGUUAAGAUGAUAAAAGAUAAAUUCCGUGAGCUUUCUCGAUUUCUCAUCUGGCCAAUUGAAUCUGGCUCUGGUUAUUAUUGGGAAAUACGAAAAAUACACUUACGUACAAGACAUAAACAGUUAACGAAUUCCGCUACCAUGUAUCUUGGAUGUACAAUGCGAGAUGAUCGAGCAUGGCAACGCCCAGAAGACCAAACUGUUAUAAGACGGAGUGAAACUCGUGCACCUAUUAAUAGAUAUAACUGUGCUGGAAAUAUUAACCUAUCCAUUGAUGUAGCGAACAGACGAGCUGUAGUCAAUAUUUCCCAUCAGCUUCAACACGAACAUCCAACAUACCGACGGGUAAUGUUUCCUGAUAAAGCAAAAGAGUGGAUCAGAACAAACAUACAUUAUAUUUUGCAAAACACGAGCGUAUAUCGAAGACUCUGUGAUGAAAACCUUAUAAAUCCAGAGAUACAUACGAAAGAGCAAGUAUACUACUGGACAUCAUUGUAUAAAAGAAAUAGUUAUAUAAUGAAUCGGGAAAACCAACUUGUCUCAGCAAAACUAUACCUCGAACAGCCUAAGUUCUCUGUAAAAGGAUUCAAGACGCUCACAUACAUAGAAAACGAAUUUGUGCGGGCACUGGGAUUCAUAACGCCAUUGUUCGGAAGUAUUGGUGCUGAAACAGUAACAGAGGUUAUCAUUGAUUCCACAUUCAAAACAAAUCAAGAACGGUUUGAACUGUUUGCAGUAAACGCUAAUUGUGGAGGGUACGGUAUGCCUAUUGCAUAUUUAUACCUCUGUACUUACGAUGGCACAGAAGAAGCUCGAUCCAAUCCCGAAAAUACAAUCCAAACUCGAGUUGAGGCACUACAGAAAUUUUUCACCAACCUUCGACAAGAGGGACUUAAGCCAGCAUUUGUUCUCUUAGAUAAAGAUGCAGGAGAGAUAUCAGCUGUAAGUGCAGCAUGGUCAUGGAUCGCAAAUAUUCAAUUGUGUUAUUGGCACUUAGAACACGCUAUUGAUCGAAGGUUAAAAGACAGAAAAUCAAAAACACGAAUGUAUACUGAAACUAAGGCUUUAGAAGCAAACCGUAUUUUUAGUUUUAUUGAUCCAUCUUGGAUUAUGAGAGACAAUGACAAUAAUAGUCUUUGGUGUCCAGAUGAGUCUGUGAAAGAACUAUUAGAUAUGGUUAAAAAACAUGCGAAUAUGCAUCCACUCAUUCCACUAUCAAAGAAUACUUUCCUAAAUUCAAGAGAAAUAUACCACCAUUGUGUCAGAGAGGUGUAUCAAUUCUGUCAUUCACGAGAUCUAAGAAAACUAUGGGGUUAUUUAUGGAUGAGUUGGUACAAUGAAAAAGACUGGAAACUAUUCGCUCGAUCUUCCUACUCACCUGCCAUGCCGUUGGCACGCACAACAAUGAUUACGGAAAGUCACUGGCGUGUGCUGAAAUACAAUUACAAAUAUUAUUACAACAGACCGCGACUCGAUCAUCUUACCCAAAUCUUGGCUGAACAGCUAAUUCCCGACUUCGAAUUCAAGUUAGCGCAGUAUAAUCGAAACCGUGGAUUUCCGACUUGGUGGCAGAAUUUUAAAAAGGACUGGAACAGCAUCUCGUUAGCUGAUAUUGAGCCUGGAAUGGAUGACAGAUAUCAUGUUGAUAUUAAUAACUGGAUAUGCUCAUGUCCCGCAUACUUAAGGAGUAGAUAUCUCAUUUGCAAACAUCUCGUCUGUAAAAAAAAUGGUAGACAGUUUAUACCCACAUACACUGAAACAGCACGCCGCCAUGAUUAUCCCUUUCUUGUCUUCGAAAACAAUAAUCUUCCGACUAUUACCCCGACAAACAAUCCUUGGGUUAUGUAUGGGAUGAAUGAGGAACUUGACACUCACAAUGAGGAAGAUUCUGGUACAGUCAUCGAACAAGAAACACUUGAGCAUACCGGACUCGAUGUGCUGGCAGAGAGGCGUCAGCGGCUGGCUGUAUAUAGAAGAAAGUUCGAAGCCGCACUAGCGUUGUAUGAACGGGAAAUAGACAACGACGAUUUCGUAAGAAAUUACGAUGCACUG